Dermatophagoides pteronyssinus (European house dust mite) is the source of this 1046-nucleotide messenger RNA. RefSeq lists its product as uncharacterized. Gene Ontology annotation, biological process: arachidonate secretion; lipid catabolic process; phospholipid metabolic process. NCBI's taxonomy places the organism in Eukaryota, Metazoa, Arthropoda, Arachnida, Sarcoptiformes, Pyroglyphidae. Gene Ontology annotation, molecular function: A2-type glycerophospholipase activity; calcium ion binding. The record is from RefSeq and is a predicted model, not a curated record.
AAAACGAAUAAAAUCCGAUUCGAUAUUCUAGUCUUGAAAUUGAAAAUUUUCUUACUGAAUUUUAUAAACAUCCAUUUUCAAAAAACCAUCCAUUUAACUAUGGCCAAGUAUUUGAAUAAUGAAAUUUUAUUUAGUCGAAAACAAUCACAACAAUCUUCUUUAUUAUUAAUGAAAAAACAACAACAACAGCAACAUUUAAUUUUACGAUCACAAAUGAUAAUUACAAUUUUAUUAUUAAUAUUGAUUAUUAUAUUUACAUUCAUCAUUGUCAAUCUGUCAUCUAUAUCAUCAUCAUCAUUGAUGCAAAUCAAUGCAAACGAUUCAAUUCGACAAUCAAAUCAUUCCAAUAUUAUACCGAUUGAAUUAAGUGAUAACCCGAUUAAUAAUGAUGAUUUUAAUGGCUAUAAUAUCCGUUAUGAUGAUAAUGAAAAUGGAUCACUGAUAAUAAUAAACAAUACUGAUAAUCAUCAUAAUAAUAAAUCUGAUGAUUCAAGAUUGAUGGCUAGUCUUUUUAUUGAUCGUCAUGUUUAUGAUGAUGGUGAUAAUGAUGAUGACCUUGACCAUAAUCCUAUGAAUAUAUCAUCAUCAUCAUCAUAUAAUCAUAAUAAUAAUAAUCGUUUUAAACGUGGUGUUGUUAGUUUAGCAUCAAUGAUACGUUGUAUAGCACAAUGUAAUCCAUUAAGUUAUAAAGAUUAUGGUUGUUAUUGUGGUUUUCAAGGUGAAGGCUAUCCCGUUGAUGCUAUCGAUAGAUGCUGUUAUAUGCAUGAUAUGUGUUAUGAACAAAGCGAAUGUAAUCAAGCAUUAGUUUAUUUUGUUUCAUAUAAAUGGAUUUGUAGAAAAAAUCGUCGUGCUAGCUGUGGAUACGUUAUCGAUGGUGAUUCAAAACAACGAUGUGCCUAUCAACUAUGUGAAUGUGAUAGAAAAUUUGCCAAAUGUCUUAGCCGUCAUCGUUGUCCAUCGGUGAAACCAUCAUGUCGUACUAAACGUAAUAUAUUAACGAGCUUGAGUAAAUUAUUCUUUUAAUUCGGAAUCAGAUUCAAAAAAAA